Jatropha curcas is the source of this 901-nucleotide messenger RNA. RefSeq lists its product as uncharacterized. The record is from RefSeq and is a predicted model, not a curated record. Lineage: Eukaryota; Viridiplantae; Streptophyta; Magnoliopsida; Malpighiales; Euphorbiaceae.
AUCAAAUUAAUUUUGCUUCAAGAAACAUAAAAUGGGUUGGCAGAAUUGGCAGAACAAAGCUAAAGAGCUCUUUGCAAUCUGCACCAUAACCCUCCUCAGCAUUUUACUUCCUCUUUCCUUUCUUCUUCUUGCAAGACUCUCUUGUUACAGUUAUUUAUUAAGCCUCGUUGGAUCUGAACCUACACAACCACCUUUGAAUAAUUUUUUUAUCUUCUCUCUUUUUCUAUACGGCAAUCCAGCAAUUCUGUAUUUUCUUGUUUCAAUAUUUAGCAUUGUGACGCUUCUUCAUGCCUUGACGGGUAAAAUUACCAUUUUAACCGAGUCAUCAGGUGAAUUUCACCGUCCACGUUUAUACACUGCAUGGAUUUUACUAUGCACAUUACAGGUAUGUGUAGGGUUAGGUAUUGAAGGAACCAUAACUGCCGGAAUUGAUGGUUACAGUUUUGAUACAGGGAUACAUACUUUAUUAAGUAGGGUUAUAUUUUUCUUGGGUUUGCAUGAGACUAUGCUUUAUUGGUGUAGAAUGGUGGUAAAACCGGUGGUGGAUGAUACUAUUUUCGGGGUGGCUAAAGAAGAGAAGUGGGUUCAGAGGGUGGCUGUGGCGAUGAGUUUUGGUGGGUUGUGGUGGUGGAGGUUGAGAGAUGAGGUUGAAUCGUUGGUUAUUGUGGCUGAGUCAAAAAGAGAGAUAUCGGUGGGAAUUGCUGUGGGCGACUUUCUUGGUUGGUGGCUUUAUUAUGUUACUGUAACAAUUGGCAUGAUAAGAAUUGUAAAAGGGUUAAUGUGGAUUUUUAUGAUUUUGCUUUGUACAAGGGCUAGAAGGAAUUCUAAUGAGCCUUGUGAAAUUGUAGACAAGGUCUGACAUCUGAAUGGACUCUUUUCACCGUAAAAAAAAAAAAAAAAA